AGUCUCCCCCUUCCUUCGGCUGCUAGGGUUUUGAAUCGGACUCUUCGCUCGCCUCUUCUUGGGUUUCGCUUUCAACACCAGGAUCGCCGGCGAGCGCCACGCCCCGCGACACAGAUCGCCAGCGAUCCGCGGCCAACGAGCGAUUCAGUUUCUCAGGUAUCAUGUCGGCAUCGCGUGAGGAUAAUACAUCACCAGAUGCUCAGCUUUCAUCUCAUUUUUUUGGAGAUCUCCUCGAUUCUAUUAUUGUUGAUAUUGCCUCCGAGUGUCAUCGAAUAGCAAAGUUGGGGCUUGAUAGAAAUUUAGAAGAUGAAGAGGAAGAAUUGAGGCUUUCCACCCAAGCUCGUGUAAGGGCUGCCGAUCCUAGUAAUAGCGGUGAAACAAAUAGCAAGUAUGUGGUUGACAUUUUUGGUCAGACUCAUCCCCCUGUAGCCAGUGAAAUAUUUGACUGCAUGAAUUGUGGACGAUCAAUUAUGGCUGGAAGGUUCGCUCCUCAUUUGGAGAAGUGCAUGGGCAAGGGCAGAAAGGCUCGCUUAAAGGCUGCAAGAAAUAGCUCGGCAGCACAAAACCGGUAUUCACGAGGCAGCCCUGCUUCCACAUACUCCCCUUAUUCAAAUUCCACCAGCACAAAUCGGUUAUCAAAUGGGUCAACCGGUGUUGCAGGUGAGGAGUUAUCAAAUGGAACCUAUGAAGAGCCAUGAAGAAAGCACAGAAGAAACUAAAUGACAAUAGAGUAGGGGGAACUCGAGACUGUCUAUGUUACACCCACUUGAUGAAUGGUUUGUCCAUUGACAUCAUCACUGAUCUGUAUGUGCAGCUUACAAUCUUUGAAAAUAUAAGUGAUUGAUUGUGUAUACUUAUUAAAGCCCAUUUGAGAAACCUUGUGGUGGAUCAAGAGUAAGCAAGCUAUUAUUCCA
Syzygium oleosum is the source of this 914-nucleotide messenger RNA. RefSeq names its product SAGA-associated factor 11. Gene Ontology annotation, cellular component: SAGA-type complex; DUBm complex. Lineage: Eukaryota; Viridiplantae; Streptophyta; Magnoliopsida; Myrtales; Myrtaceae. Bases 162 to 698 code for a protein of 178 amino acids. The record is from RefSeq and is a predicted model, not a curated record. The transcript is spliced from 4 exons.